ACAGGCAUUUUGGUAAUACCAAAUUGGCCAACACAACCUUGGUAUCCCCUAAUCGAACCAAUACUUUUACAACCUCCUCAUGUUUGUCCACCGUCGCAAAACCUGCUCAAACUACCAGCUGCACCAACAGAAGUGCAUCCACUAGUAAAAAAGCUAGAGUUGAAAAUAUGUCUUGUGUCAGGCAACAACUUACGUCAAUAGGUGUCUCUCCAAGUUCAGCAGAGAUAAUCAUGGCCUCUUGGAGAAAGGGAACAAAAACCCAAUACCAAACUUAUAUAACUAAAUGGAGUCAAUUUUGUGUUGCAACAAAAUGUGAAUUUUUUAAUCCCUCUAUUACCACAAUCAUUCAAUUUUUAACUAACCUUUUCAUUCAGGGCUAUCUUACUCUGCUAUAAAUUCUGCACGCAGUGCAUUAUCUGCCAUAUGCCAGACCAACAAUCACACUAUUCCAUUUGGGCAACAUCCUUUAGUGAAAAGAUUCAUGAAGGGAAACAACCCCCUAUACAUGAGUUAACAUUAAAAGAUCUUACUAUUCGAUUAACGUUCCUUCUUCUAAUACUAAGUGGAAAACGAGGGCAAACUAUCCACCUGUUAAAUUUAACCGACAUGGAUCUAUCUGAAUCGAAAUGUGUAUUUUCAAUCCGAGAAAAAAUCAAAACAACUAGACUUGGUCAUCACAUUGCUCCUAUUACAUAUGAAGCCUACCCUCAUGAACCAGAACUCUGCAUUGUACGGCACCUGAAGGAAUACAUUGAACGAACUAACGAAUUGCGCAGUUCUAAUUGUAAAAAACUUUUGAUAAGCUUUAUAAAACCGCAUCAAGCGGUUUCCCGGAAUACUAUCUCACGUUGGUGUAAAACAUUAUUAAACGCUGCAGGUAUUGACACCAAAGAGUUUGGCAGUCAACAGCACUCGAGCUGCAUCCGCUUCAUUUGCUGCAACACAAGUAGGGGAUAUGACGAAAAUUGUUGAAUCGAUUGGCUGGUCGAAUGCAACCACUUUUCAGACAUUUUACAAUAAACCUAUUAAGAAAACUUUUAAUCUAGGUUCCACCAUUUUACGGCAAAACGAAAUUAGGUAAAUCGUUAUCUUUUGUGGAAAAAUUAAAAUUUUAAAUAUAAUCAAUGUAUGUAAAA
Molecule: messenger RNA, 1136 nt
Organism: Xenia sp. Carnegie-2017
Lineage: Eukaryota; Metazoa; Cnidaria; Anthozoa; Malacalcyonacea; Xeniidae
Exons: 2
Coding region: 424-972 (182 amino acids)
Biological process (GO): DNA integration; DNA recombination
Molecular function (GO): DNA binding
Source: RefSeq, a predicted model, not a curated record